GUUAAACAGGGUAAAAAAAAAAAUAUUACACACUCUAUUCCAAAGUCUCUCUUCUAGUCCUGAUUUUAAUUUAAUUUAAACAUCUCUGCUGUUGAAGGACCCAGAUUUAAGUCCUGGCUUUGACACUGAAUACUUGGGUAAUUUUAGCUUGUCGCAGAAGGUUUUUAGAUCUGAUCUUCCUCACCUGCAAAGGAAGGAAGUGAAAGCAGAGGCUUCCAAGGUCCCUGUCAGCUCUAGGACCCAGCAGUACUUAUUCCUGAAUUCUCCAAUGGCAAAUCAGUAUCCCUAGGACUCUCUGGGGUCCAAAACCCCAGGCCUGUUCUUCAUUCUGCUCCUGACUCACUCCAUCCUCGGCAAGCACCUUCUCUGUGGGGCUCGGUUUCCCCUUGGCUUGUUGGGGAGGUAGGACUAGCCGUGUGUAGGAUGCCUUCCGGCUCUGAUGUUCUGUGGCUCUCUGUGAGGUCAGCUUCCUCUCAGACAUGCUCCCCCACCCCCUGCAAACUUUCUGUAAGUCAAAGCUUUAAGGCAGGAAGCCAAGUAUCUGUAAGGGGGAAGGGGGAGUCCAGUCAGAGGCUAAAAGAAAACAGCUCAUAGAACUGGGGGGGUUUCUUCAUGCUCAAUGAGGGGGAACCCAACAAGUAAUUCCCAGCUUCCUUCUCCAUAGGAAUCGAGUCCUUCGGGGAAUCUUCAGCCAGGUUGUGAGGUUCAUGGGGAUGAGGACUGUGUGUCCUGGUUAGACUGGCAGCCCUAGCAGAGGACCUCCUGUGGCGGAGCAGCCCCUUCCCCUGUUCAACUGGAGCAUGUUCCACCUUGUCUGUGGAGAGAAAGCUUGAGGCUGUCAUGGCACCUCUGGGUGAGGAGACCCCCCUGAUUGAACAGCGGUCCUACAGCCUGUCCUCCAGUGAGUCUGGCUCUCUGCAAGUGUUCCUGUGUCCCCAGAGCUCAGGGUCCCCACAGAUCCUCACCUUCUCCUUUGGGGAAUACUCUGCCGAAGAACUCUGCGUGAAGGCUGCCAAGGCCUGUGGGAUCCUGCCUGUAUGCCAUGCUCUGUUUGCUCUGGCCACGGAAGAUCUGUCCUGCUGGUUCCCACCCAACCACGUCUUCACAGUGGAGGAUUCUACCAUCCAAGUGCUCCUUUACAGGAUCCGCUUUUUCUUUCCCAACUGGUUUGGCCUGGAGAAGUGUUACCGUUUUGGACUGCAGAAGGACAGAGCCAAUGCUAUUCUGGACCUCCCAGUCCUUAAGUAUCUUUUUGCUCAGUCCCGAAGUGACUUCAUUAAUGGGAGGAUGAAUCUGACGCUGAAUCUAAAGGAGCAGGGAGAGUGUCUGAGCUUGGCAGUGUUGGACCUGACUCGCAUGGCACAGGAGCAGGGCAUACGCCCCAAGGAGAUCCUCAGGAGAAUCAGCUAUAAGACCUGUAUCCCAGGAAGCUUCAGACGUUUGAUCCAGAGCCUCAGCUUCAUGACUCGAAAACGUUAUCGUCAGAUGGUUUCCCGAGCCCUGCAGAGCGUGGCUUCCUGCCAGGCAGAUGUGUACUCCAUCAUGCUUAAAUACCUCAUGGACCUGGAGAGGCUGAAACCCACCCGGAAUCUGGAGACCUUCACGGGUCGGGCACCAGGGGCUACAUCUGGCCAGGACCCCCGCUGUCUCAUCCAUGUGGCUGGGGACAGCGGUAUCUCCUGGACCCCUGCGGGCAGUGAGAGCCCCCAGCCUUUCUGCGAUUUCCCUGAAAUUGUUGAUAUCGGCAUCAAGCAGGCCUGCAGGGACGGUCAUCUCAGUGAGAACCGGCUGGUCACUGUUACCAAGACUGACAACAGGAUCCUGGAGGUUGAAUUUCCAACACUAAGGGAAGCGCUGUCCUUUAUCUCUCUGGUUGAUGGCUACUACCGACUCACCACCGAUGCCCACCACUACUUCUGCAAAGAGGUGGCCCCUCCCCAGCUCUUGGAGAACAUUGAAAACCAAUGCCAUGGUCCCAUCAAGUCAGAGUUUGCUGUGAACAAACUGAAGAUGGGGGGGUCUGUUCCAGGGUCCUAUGUCCUUCGGCAAAGCCCACAGGACUUUGACAGCUUCCUCCUCACUGUCUGUAUCCAGACGCCCCUGGGCCCAGACUACAAGGGCUGCCUGAUCCAUCGGGAUCUGUCAGGGAACCUCUUCUUGUCUGGGCUGAGCCAGCCCCACAGCAGCCUGCGUCAGCUCCUGGAGUCCUCCUGGAGCUGUGGGCUCCUUGUAGAUGGGACUGCUCUGAGCCUCAGCUGCUGCUACCCUCCCAGGCCCAAAGAAAAGUCCAACCUGAUCAUAGUAAGGAGGGACUGCAACCAGUUGCCCCCAUCCCCAGCCCUAGCUGCAGCCCAAGCCUGGCCCCACCCCCAGCGCCAACUCAGCCAAAUGAUGUUCCACAAAAUCCCCCCUGACAGCUUGGAGUGGCAUGAGAACCUGGGCCACGGCUCCUUCACCAAGAUAUACCGUGGGAGCCGCCUGGACAAUGUGGAUGGAGAGACCCACAAGAUAGAGGUUCUGCUCAAAGUUAUGGACAGCACACACCAGAACUGCAUCGAGUCCUUCCUGGAGGCUGCCAGUGUCAUGAGCCAAGUGUCCCACCAGCAUCUGGUGCUGCUGCAUGGUGUCUGCAUGGCGGGAGACAGUAUCAUGGUGCAGGAGUUUGUGAGGUGGGGGGCACUGGAUACCCAUUUACGGAAGUGCGGCCCUCUGGUCCCUGCCAGCUGGAAGCUCCAAGUGGCCAAGCAACUUUCUUAUGCCCUCAACUAUCUGGAAGACAAAGGCAUCAUCCAUGGCAAUAUCUCCUCCAAGAAGGUCCUCCUAGCGAGAGAGGGGGCCGGGGGAAGCCCCCCCUUCAUCAAACUCAGUGAUCCUGGAGUCAGUCCCACCGUGCUGACCAAAGAGAUGCUCACUGACCGGAUCCCCUGGGUGGCCCCUGAGUGUCUAUGGGAUGCCAAGCUGCUGAGCCUGGAGUCUGACAAAUGGAGCUUUGGGGCAACACUCUGGGAGAUAUUCAGUGGGGGCACCAUGCCCCUAAGUACCCUGGAGCCUGCCAAGAAACUCCAGUUCUACAAAGAGAAACAGCAGCUGCCGGCCCUAAAAUGGACAGAGCUGGCCACCCUGAUUGGCCAGUGCAUGGAGUACACCCCCCACUUGCGGCCCUCCUUCCGAGCUAUCAUCCGGGAUCUCAAUAGCCUCAUCACCUCAGAUUAUGAGCUCCUCUCAGAUCUCUCACCCAGUGCAGUGGCGGCUCGGGAUGGACUCUGGAGCAGUACUCACCUGAUGGCUGGUCAGGACCCCACCCUCUUUGAGGAGAGACACCUUAAAUAUAUCUCCCUGCUGGGCAAGGGAAAUUUUGGCAGUGUGGAAUUGUGCCGCUAUGACCCACUGGGAGAUAACACUGGAGCAUUAGUGGCCGUCAAGCAGCUACAGAAUAGUGGUCCCCAGCAGCUGCGAGACUUCCAACGGGAGGUGCAGAUUCUGAAAGCUUUACACAGUGACUUCAUAGUCAAAUACCGAGGCGUAUGCUAUGGUCCAGGCCGACAGAGUCUGCGACUCGUUAUGGAAUACCUCCCCAAUGGCUGCCUCCGGGAUUACCUGCAGCGUCACCGGGCCCACCUAGACCCCUGUUUCCUCCUUCUCUAUGCUUCCCAGAUUUGCAAGGGGAUGGAGUACCUGGGAUCUCAGCGAUAUGUUCACAGGGAUUUAGCCAACAGGAAUAUCUUGGUGGAGAGUGAGAGCCACGUAAAGAUCGGAGACUUUGGUCUAGCCAAACUUCUUCCCCAGGACAAAGAAUACUACGUGGUCAGAGAGCCUGGCCAGAGCCCCAUCUUCUGGUAUGCCCCAGAGUCCUUAUCAGACAACAUUUUCUCCAGGGAGUCGGAUGUGUGGAGUUUUGGUGUGGUCCUCUAUGAGCUUUAUACGUAUAGUGACAAAAUCCACAGCCCUUCAGAGGAGUUUUUCCGAAUGAUGGCUUGUGACCGUUCUAUGCCCAUCCUGUGCCACCUCCUGGAUCUGCUCACAGAGGGCAAGAGGCUGCCCACUCCUCCUGGCUGCCCAGGAGAGGUUAGAGAGAUCAUGAGGAACUGCUGGGCUUACAACCCCAAGGACCGGCCCUCCUUCUGUGCCCUGGGCCCCCGACUUGAUGCUUUGUGGGCUGGGCGAAGAGGGUAGCAUCUGGUGGAGGGAGCAUUAGGGAAAAAUCCUUCAUUUAGGAAUUGUAGGGCCUGGGUUCAAAUCCUGUUUUUGCUAUAGAUUUAACAUAUUUUGAGCAAGUCUUUUCCCAUUCUCUUAAACUCAAUUUCUUCACUGGUCAGGUUGACCCUAGAAAUUUUUAUCUUGAAGUUAAAUAAUCUUAAGAAGAGAAAGAUUUCUUCCCUCUUUCCCUUUCACCUUGCUGAAGGGAAAGACUGAUUGUUUCAAACUCCCAAAUGACAAAAAAGGGGACAAGGGAACCUAAGAUGGACCACAGAAGCUCAGCACAUGUGGUUCCUUGUUGGGGAAAUUCCACUCUCUAAUGGAUCUGAAAGGAGACAAGAGGGGAUCCCUGUUUGGGUAGUAUCUGGGUCCCACCCUACCCCACCUACUUUCUAACAGGGCAUUGCCACUCCCAAGCUCAGUUUCCUGAAAUAGCUUUGUCACUUUGGAGACUAAAAUAAAAUUUAAGGAGAAGACAGAAUUGCUGAAUUGCAGAGGGUGGGUCUGCUUUUGAAACGUUCCUAUUCUGCCCACAUGGGUCUGGGUCAUUAGCCCUCCUCAUUUACUUGUGCUAACCUCUUGUUGAUUGGCUACCACAUGUCCCCAGAGAAUUUUCCCACCAGUCCUGCUUGCCUUAAAUAUGUCUAACAUCCUCCAGGCCCCUCAAUUCGCUAAAUGACAUUCCAGUCACAAGGGUGGAUCUUUGUAGCUUGUUCAGUAUUCAAACUGUUUCAAAGAGAGGUGGUGAACUCCCUGUUGAUGCAGGUGUCUUAAGUGGUUGACAGACAGAUGAUGAUGAUGUGUCAGCUGUUUUAGAGGCAAUUCUUCCUCUACAGGUUGGAUUAAGUGAUCUCUAAAAUGUCUCUGAGAUUUUGUAAGAUUGAUAAACAGUUACACAAAGUUUACGGAAGUAUUCUUUUCUUUUUAUGGGUGUAUCCUAUUUUUAAUAAAGCUUUUUA
Sarcophilus harrisii (Tasmanian devil) is the source of this 5156-nucleotide messenger RNA. It is a transcript of the gene JAK3, whose product is annotated as Janus kinase 3. The transcript is spliced from 25 exons. The record is from RefSeq and is a predicted model, not a curated record. Gene Ontology annotation, cellular component: cytosol; membrane; cytoskeleton. Gene Ontology annotation, biological process: cell differentiation; intracellular signal transduction; peptidyl-tyrosine phosphorylation. NCBI's taxonomy places the organism in Eukaryota, Metazoa, Chordata, Mammalia, Dasyuromorphia, Dasyuridae. Gene Ontology annotation, molecular function: non-membrane spanning protein tyrosine kinase activity; cytokine receptor binding; ATP binding. Bases 841 to 4173 code for a protein of 1110 amino acids.